AUGACGGAGACUGAAAUACCAUAUUUCGAAACUGAGAUCACAAAAGAAUCAAGUCCUAUGGCUAUUGCUCUUGCAAAACAUUUACGUGCCAUUGGAGCAAAAUUGUAUGGGGCUUUCUGGUGUUCGCAUUGUCUAGAUCAGAAACAGAUGUUUGGGAGGGAAGCAGCAAAAUUAUUGGACUAUGUGGAAUGUUUCCCUGAUGGAGUAAGCACCGGAACUAAAAUGGCGAAAGUCUGUUCAGAUGUUAAACUUGAAGGGUUCCCCACCUGGGUAAUAAAAGGCCAGAUUAUGAGUGGAGAGAAGCAGUUAUCAGAGCUUGCUAUGUUAGCCGGUAUCAAACUUGAAGAUUCAAGUCCACUGAACUGA
Molecule: messenger RNA, 366 nt
Organism: Striga asiatica
Lineage: Eukaryota; Viridiplantae; Streptophyta; Magnoliopsida; Lamiales; Orobanchaceae
Source: the annotation of a GenBank genome assembly